AUGUCCUCCAAGACCACCGCCACCACCCGGUCUGCGGCCGCUGCCGGUAACAAGGGCUCCUCCUCCUCACGGAUCGUGAUCCCUCCCUCCCCGCCGCUGGUUUUCAACUCCAGCCCCAAGGCCCUGUACCACCGCUAUCGCCUGCUGUUCUCCCUCAACAUGCUUGAGGCCUGGGAGGAGGCUCUUUUCACCUCCAUUCUUGUCCUGGUGAUUUCCCUGUCGCUGUACCGCAUCUUUACCCUCUUCUAA
Messenger RNA from Fonticula alba, 249 nucleotides. RefSeq lists its product as hypothetical. The transcript has 2 exons. The coding region runs from base 1 to 249 and encodes 82 amino acids. Lineage: Eukaryota; Rotosphaerida; Fonticulaceae. The record is from RefSeq and is a predicted model, not a curated record.